CUCCCUCCAUCUCUAUGGCCCUUCUCAGCCCUGGUUUAAGUGCCUCCCUCCCCUCGUGACCCUGACGCGAGCGUGCCACUCCUGUGACGCCAGCGGAAGAAGAGAGAAGAGGAAAUAACAAGGAGCCAGAGGGAGGUUGCGGGUUUCUGCUGUUGGUUGCAGGCCGACCCAUAUAUCCGCCACCAUGGAUCUGCUCUUUGGACGCCGGAAGACUCCGGAAGAGUUGCUCCGGCAGAAUCAGCGCGCGCUAAACCGCGCCAUGCGAGAGCUGGACCGUGAGCGCCAGAAGCUGGAAACCCAGGAGAAGAAAAUCAUUGCUGACAUCAAGAAGAUGGCGAAGCAGGGGCAGAUGGAUGCAGUAAAGAUCAUGGCUAAAGAUCUGGUGCGGACGAGGCGUUACGUCAAGAAAUUCAUCAUGAUGAGGGCAAACAUUCAGGCAGUGUCUCUCAAAAUACAGACUUUGAAAUCAAACAAUUCUAUGGCUCAGGCAAUGAAAGGCGUCACCAAAGCCAUGGCUACCAUGAACCGACAGCUGAAGCUACCCCAGAUCCAGAAGAUCAUGAUGGAGUUUGAGAAGCAGUCGGAAAUCAUGGACAUGAAGGAGGAGAUGAUGAACGAUGCCAUUGAUGAUGCCAUGGGGGACGAGGAGGAUGAGGAGGAAAGCGAUGCGGUGGUCUCUCAGGUGCUGGACGAACUGGGUCUGACCUUGACGGAUGAGCUGUCCAACCUGCCUUCAACCGGUGGCUCGUUGAGCGUGGCCGGCGGCAAGAAGGCCGAGGCCUCGGCAGCACUCGCCGACGCGGAUGCCGACUUGGAGGAGCGGUUAAAGAACUUGCGGCGGGACUAGCGGGCACAGAGCCGGGCUCCUUCCCUUCCAUGCUGCGGUGUGGCUCUCAACCCUCCCAUGUCGCACCCUCUUGUGUGGCAGGUCACAGAGCCCCUCCGGCUUCUGGGAUGGCUACGAGGGAGUCAAAGGUGCCAGGACGUCUGUAGUGCUUUUAUGUUCCCUCUUCUUCCUUUUUCAAAAGAACUUUUAAAUGCCACCCGGUGAAGCUGUGGGGCAGUGGUUCCUUCCCCCCCCCCCCCCGGUGUAAAUUGCUAAAUGCCUCCAUUGCACGUGCCUGGGUGGUUUGGAGGCUCCAAUGCGCCCUCUUCUGAAAAAGAGGGUGUGGGUCACAGAACCCUUCACUACCCCCUAUCCAGUUCCCGAAGCUCUGUUUUUGGUGGUGGGGAAGGGGAGCUACAGGCAGCACCUUGGCCAAGACCUCCUGCCUGCUGGGAGGCUGCGGGAGGUUUUCCAGCACUUUUCCUGGGCUAAAGCUUUAUAUACAGUUUCCCCACCCCCACCCCACCCCCGGGGAGACAGGUGGGCCUUGCUGUUGCCGUCUCUUGUAAUAAAGGUUGUAGAUUUGUA
This is a messenger RNA of Sphaerodactylus townsendi, 1414 nucleotides long. It is a transcript of the gene CHMP2A, whose product is annotated as charged multivesicular body protein 2A. Gene Ontology annotation, cellular component: multivesicular body; ESCRT III complex. The coding region runs from base 185 to 847 and encodes 220 amino acids. The transcript is spliced from 6 exons. Gene Ontology annotation, biological process: endosome transport via multivesicular body sorting pathway; protein transport; late endosome to vacuole transport. The record is from RefSeq and is a predicted model, not a curated record. NCBI's taxonomy places the organism in Eukaryota, Metazoa, Chordata, Lepidosauria, Squamata, Sphaerodactylidae.